This is a messenger RNA of Cornus florida, 1697 nucleotides long. Its product is annotated as F-box/kelch-repeat protein At3g23880-like. The transcript is spliced from 2 exons. Bases 268 to 1494 code for a protein of 408 amino acids. Gene Ontology annotation, molecular function: protein binding. Lineage: Eukaryota; Viridiplantae; Streptophyta; Magnoliopsida; Cornales; Cornaceae. The record is from RefSeq and is a predicted model, not a curated record.
AGGCAACUAACUUGCCCCUCAAAUAAUUCAUCUGUGCAAUCUUCUCAUCGCCUUCUUGUUUGCGCCGAGAUAGAGUAAUUGAGUUUCAGAGAUUUUGCACCACCAACCCCAUACCAUACCAUACCAUUGCGUAGAUUAAUCUAGAGAAAAAAGAAAGAAAAACAGAGAUGGAGUUGGUUGGUGUUCUUAAUUAGUAGCUGGCAAACGGAUGAUUCAAUAUUCCUAGUACCAAAGGAAUCCUUAAUAUAGGGAGGGGUAGAUGGGUAAAUGGCGAGUUGUAAUAAAAUAUUUCUUCCUGAGGAUGUGAUGAUUGAGAUUCUCUCAAGGCUGCCGGUGAAAUCAGUGAUUAGGGCCGGAGCCGUAUGCAAAAAUUGGUACUCUAUCAUCAAAAACCCUAGUUUGGUUACUAAGCACUUGAACAACCAUCACACCAACAACAACAACAGUGGCCGUCUUUUCAUUAGUCGUCGUAACAAGGUGAAUAUUUAUUUCUCAUUGUUCCCUGAUGAAACACUUGCCUGUACGUAUGAGGAUGUGGUGGUGGUGUUGGAUAUUCCCAACUGUGUAGUGGUUGUUGCCAGUCCCUACAAUGGCAUAUUGUGCCUGUGUACCAAUUGCCAUCGUUCCAAUCGCUUUGCUUUGUGGAAUCCCGCAAUCAGAGAAUUUAGGUCCCUCCCCGUACUGCCUCGUAACCAUCCACCUAAUGUGAAGACUUGGACUGAAACAUUUGGAUUUGGUUUGGAUCCCAUUACUAAUGAUUACAAGGUGGUUUGGAUUUGGAACACUACGAAGGAGGAUGCUCCAUAUCGGUUUGGUCCUUUUCAGGUUGCUGUGUAUACCUUAUCUACUGAUUCAUGGAGAUAUCUUGAUCAUGUUGCUCUGCCUUAUCAUGGCAUUGACACCCCUCUGUCUAACACAUGCAUUAAUGGGGUUUAUCACUGGCUUGCAACUCAGAAUUGUGAAGAUAGUUAUUCCAUCCUUUCAUUUGACAUGGGCAAUGAAUUGUUUCAUGAUAUACCAGUGGAUAUUCCAACUUCAAAACAUUACUACUCCCCACCCCGUCUUCUAUCCUACAAUAACUCUCUUGCUCUGAUAUGUUAUGAUUAUUCUAAUCUAACGAUUGACAUAUGGGUGAUGAUGGAAGAUGAUGGGUGUUGGACAAAACAUUUUACCGUUGAAAUGAAUACAAAAUUCUGGUGGUGCCUUGGGUUUUGGAGGAACAAUCAGCUUAUUAUCCAAACUGAUGUAGAUGGUCAUGUGGCCUUAUAUGAUCCACACACGUGUGAAAUUAAGGAUUUUGGAUCCAAGAAUUGGUAUGCGUCCUUCGUCUAUAGGGACAGCCUGGUCGCAAUCAGGGGCAAAGAUGGGUUUCUAAAACAAGAUUACUUGUCUGAUGCAGAUCAAAUUUGUAACUUUUCUAAAACAGUUGAAGUUGAAAGGUCAGACUUUCCUGAUGAUGAGGAUUUUGAUAUUUUUCGUUUAUUUCUCAUCUAGUAAAGUUGAAUGGCAUGCUAUUUUAUCAUUCUUGUUUAUUGGUGAUAAACCAAAUUUUAUUGCUUUAUUCCUUUUGUCUCAUCAGUUGGUCUAUUAUAAGCAUUUGAAACUAUUGACUUUUCUUAGCUGAUCACAAUUUCUUUUGAUUUGUAUUCUCAAGUUAUCACUUGUCUGUUAACCGUUGAUUCCUCCCUUCUUUAUGA